AGAGAAAACUUUUGCUGAGAGUUAUUUCAUACUUCAAUUAUUGCGAAUAUGCAUUUCAACACUGCAUGAAAUAAAACAAAAGAUCGGUGCAUUCACUUCAGACAGGCGGCUGACUACGUGCUAUUAUCUGCCCCAGGGAAUUGCCCAGAGCCCCUGUAAUAACCCAUAAACUCAUUCAGAACCACAAGCAUUGUAAAUUAGUUUCAUCUUUUUAUUCAUACCAACCAGAAGGUGCAGAAAAUUUCGUUCAUUUUUUGCACAGAGCGCACGACAAGUAAAAAGUUGUUUAUGAAUAUUUGUUCGAUUUGAAUUUUUAAUCAAACAAUUAUUGGGCGAACAAAAACUUCACUGAACAAUUUUAAUACUUCGUGUUAUUUUUUGUACUUUAUUCAGAAUAAGACAAAUUUGUGUUUGCAAAAAUUGUUUAUCGGCAGAAACAGAAGCUUUCAACUCUGAAAAGACUUAGAAAAUAAUGGAGUCUUCAAGCACUGACAAUCAAUCUUAUGAAUCUCAAACAGUCCCAAUUCAAUCUCAAGAACCAGAGUUGCAAGAGAAUGGUAAGAAAAAGAAAAAUGCAUCGUUUUUGAAGAGCUUCUCCAACUGCUGGAAAACACCAGAAACUGAACCAGUCAACUUUGAGGCUCUGAAACUUGACGAAAGUGCCAAAGAAAAAGAAAAGGCGGUCAAAACAAAUGAAAGACUACGGAAUCAGAGGUCAAAGAGCUGUAUUCCUGCAGAGGGAGAGGGACUUGGAGGUAAAAGUCAAACUGAAGAGGUCAAAUCUGAAGGGCCAGGAGGAAGAAAGGUCAAAUUUGAGGAAGAUAAAUACGAGAUGAUCGCUGAUUCUCAAAUGGCUGAAACACAAAAGGGUGACAAACAAUUUGCGUCACGCGCUGUUCCAGAGGCACCGGACGUCUGGAGUCCGGAAGAGGCGGCAACUCUGAUCAAGGCAGUUUGGCGGGCCAGAGAGACCAGGAGAUCCAUGCCACACAUCACACCACUGACGACCACGACGAAAAAGCCAUGAUGGCCAUACAUAUAUCCAUGCUUAGAACAAAAGAACCAUGGAUGUGAUUUUCGUGUUUAAUUUAUGACUUAUAGCUCUUAAUGAAUAGAAGUGUAUGUUAAAGAAAUUUUGUUGAUAACAGAAAUAUGAUUGAUGUGAUGUGAUGUUUAAACUCUAGAUUAAUUUUUGAAAAACGCCACUUGAAUACGAGCUUACUUUUUUGUUCACAGCUUAAAAAGUCAUCCCAGUUUUGAAUCAUAGUAGCCUAACUUAAACACUAGUUUUUUUUUCAAAAAA
Messenger RNA from Symsagittifera roscoffensis, 1303 nucleotides. RefSeq lists its product as uncharacterized. NCBI's taxonomy places the organism in Eukaryota, Metazoa, Xenacoelomorpha, Acoela, Convolutidae. The coding region runs from base 473 to 1027 and encodes 184 amino acids. The record is from RefSeq and is a predicted model, not a curated record. The transcript is spliced from 4 exons.